Molecule: messenger RNA, 762 nt
Organism: Fonsecaea erecta
Lineage: Eukaryota; Fungi; Ascomycota; Eurotiomycetes; Chaetothyriales; Herpotrichiellaceae
Exons: 1
Coding region: 1-762 (253 amino acids)
Biological process (GO): vacuolar proton-transporting V-type ATPase complex assembly
Cellular component (GO): endomembrane system
Source: RefSeq, a predicted model, not a curated record
AUGGUCCUCCUUACUGCCACACCUCGCAUUCUAUCUGCCAUCUCCUCCCUCUCCUCGAGUGACCGCUCGUCUCUGGCCACCGUAAACUUGCCCACGACAUGCGGGCAGGCAAUCGAGCACACCACCCUCAUCGCCAUAUCCCGUCUCAGUAAAACAAUCACUCUCAACAGUCUCCUCCGCGGUACCCGCAUCUAUGUUCCUCCACCGCCGCCAAAACCCCAGCCAUCGCCGGAAUACGUUGCUCUCAUGGCAAAAUUACGGAGAGAACAAGAACAACGCGAAUACGCCGCUCUGGUUUCCAGUUCCGUCUCCAGUUCCUUCGAUACAGGCCGAGAAGAUGAGGACGAUGACAUCUCCCCUUCACUAGUCCUCAACAUCUUCCUCAGCAUAAUCCUGUGCGCAGCAGCAAUAUUCUACUUGACACGCUGGUGGGCGAACGACGGGUUACGGGUGCUCCUGUCUCUAGCUACAGGAGUUGUGGUGGGUGUCGCGGAAGUCGGCGUAUAUGCGGCGUAUCUGAGGAAAGUCAAGAUGAGCAGGGACAAGGAGAGAAGGAAGAAAGAGCGAAAGGUCGUCCUGGGAGAGUACACUGGUACGGAAACAGGAGGAUCGUUGGCCUUGGACGCCAAGGGCACACCUGUGUCUGUCGAUGUCCAUGCGAUCAUGGAGAAAGAAGAAAUAUGGGGCAAGGGCAUUAACGGGGGUAUGAGAAGGCGUGUGAGGGAGAAAUGGCAGAAGGAUCAAGAGAAGGUUGAAACAUGA